AUGUGUUUUUCAAUGGAAAUGUCUGCUGCAUUUGCAGCUCUUGGUCUUUUUGCAUCUUGGUGGAUAUGGUCAAAAACAUCCAAUACUCAAUUAGCAAGUGGUGUUUUCUUCUUUUUUACAAUGGAAUUAUUACAAGCAAUUCAGUAUUUAUUUAUUGCACCUAAUAUUGAAUCACCUAUCUGUAAUACAGUUAUUAAUCAAGUCUUAACAAUUGCUGGAUUUUUACAUAUAUGUUUACAACCUUAUUUUUGUCAUGUUAUUAAUGCAUCAUUGACAAAAAAUCAGAAAUAUAUUGAUCGUUAUCUUGUUAUUAAACGUUUAUGUUUAAUUGGUGGCUUUAUGUUAUUCGGACGAUUUUUAUUGGCUUAUAAAUGGCCGCAAACAUUGAAUGGUUCAUCAACAGAAUGGUUACGUGGUUCAAAAUUAUGUACAUUUCGAGGAAAUCAUCAUCUUGCUUGGUCAAUACCAAUGGCUGAUCCAACAUAUAUCAUACCAGGUGCAGCUAUUCAUUCAUUUUUAAUGUUCGCACCAUUUUUUGCAUUAUAUGAAAAGAAAGGCAUGGUCAUUCAAGGAAUAUUUUUAUUUGUUUUUGGACCUUAUUUAGCUGGUCUUAUUACACCAAAUUUAAUGGAACAAGCAUCAAUUUGGUGUUUCUUUUCUAUUGCACAAAUAUCCAUUAUGUUAUUUUGUAUUCGAGAAUCCUUAAUUAUCAAUUGGGGACGAAAUAAAAGUGGUCAUACAUCAUUAAUUAGUGGAAAAAAAACAGAUGUAGUCAAAGGAAAUGUUACUCAUGAUGAAAAUAUUGUCGAAUACGAUAAAAAACAAAGAAAAUUAGCUUAG
Rotaria sordida is the source of this 840-nucleotide messenger RNA. The record is from the annotation of a GenBank genome assembly. NCBI's taxonomy places the organism in Eukaryota, Metazoa, Rotifera, Eurotatoria, Philodinida, Philodinidae.